AUGCAAACGAAUGACUAAAACUUCUAUUAAACUAAUUAAAUAUAAAAUUUCAGCGAUCAGCAGAUUCCAGACUUAGAUCAAGUCCUUCAUUUUCCCUUUUAUCUAUAUGACGACCAAUUUUAAUGGAUUGGCUCUUUUGCUGAAGUUUAAGAUUAAGAGCCACUACUAUCCAAAUUUUAUGAUCAAGAGACAAGUAUAAAGCUUGAAAGAUGCAAUAAUAUAAUAAUACAUAAUUAGGCUUAGGGAAGUACAGGUUUAACAACUAAUGCUAUCAAAAACCCAGCUAUCUAAGUCGAUAAUGUGUUAACCUCACCAUUACAAACGUCUUUAGAUUUUGCAACUUGUUAUGAUUUCUCAUCUUCACAUGAGUAAAAGAGAUAUUUUAGGGAAAUUGAAUAAGAAAUCUUCAAAAUAUCUGGUUAAUCACCCCACACACGUCUUGAAGCUUAAUAUAGAUAGUUUUUUAGGUGGUUGAUGAAGCUUUUGAGGAAAAAUGAGUAAUUUGGUACAGCUUUGAGAAAAGAUUAAUACCUUAAAAAAUAUGCACCUUAUAUACGAGACCUAAAGAAAAGCCCAUAAACAUAGUAAAAUUAAUCUUAAGGAAGUGAGAACCUAUUCUAAAAUGAGCCAAUAUUAGACAAUGAUCUAUUGGAAUUUCAAUACUUUGAUAUUAAAUUGAAUUGCUGCAAAAAAAUGAAUAGAGCAGACAUAGUAGAGUAUUUUAGUUACGAUGUUCUCAGCUACUUAUUUGAAUUUAUGCUUCCUUAUAUUGAUGUUAACUAAAGAACCUUCAGCGAGAAUACACAUCUUGCAAGAAGGGUCCUAGAACAAAUCAAAUUCAAUAGUUGCGGCUCUCAAGAGGCUAUUAUCGAAAGAGAAAAUAGCAAAAUUCUAACAUGA
This is a messenger RNA of Stylonychia lemnae, 900 nucleotides long. The record is from the annotation of a GenBank genome assembly. Lineage: Eukaryota; Ciliophora; Spirotrichea; Sporadotrichida; Oxytrichidae.